Schistosoma mattheei is the source of this 765-nucleotide messenger RNA. The record is from the annotation of a GenBank genome assembly. Lineage: Eukaryota; Metazoa; Platyhelminthes; Trematoda; Strigeidida; Schistosomatidae.
AUGGCAGUCGUUGAAACAAACACCAUGUCAAAAGAGUUUCAUGUCCAUCAAGGUGGUUUUCCUUUCUUAGACAUCGAAGUUAUUCGAAAUUUUGUUGACGAAAAUGAAGAAGCAAUGUUGGUCAAGGAGAUCGAUAAACAAGCAUGGGUUUUAUCUCAAUCCGGGAGGAGAAAACAGGAUUAUGGACCAAAAGUGAAUUUCAAACGACAGAAGGUGCAGAUUGGAGGAUUUGAUGGUCUGCCAGCAUAUUCUAGGUUCCUCAUAACACGUUACAAUGAUUUGAUUAAAGAAAGCAAAUCUCUUUGCCCUGAAUUUUUCCCAGUAGAGUUGUGCAACCUGGAGUAUAAAUCAGAUCGUGGAGCUUGUAUUGUACCGCACUAUGAUGAUUCAUGGUUGUGGGGUGAUCGAUUGGUGACUGUCAAUUUGAGUGGCGCCACUUAUUUAACUUUCACAUUACCGACAACUGAUGUGGUGGAUGGCAUAAACCACGAAUUUCAACGUGUUCAAUCGUGUGUGCCAAAUGUUUCUCGAGGCUCAUUUUGCGUACGUGUGCUGCUGGACAGACGUUCCCUUGUGGUUGUUAGUGGACCUGCACGAUAUAUAUGGCAACAUGAAAUUAGGCGUUCAGAUAUACCUAUCCGACGUAUUGCUAUGACAUUUCGUGAAUUGAGUAGUACAUUUUCUCCCGAAUCAGGUAAUAUGACAGAUGAACAAAAAUUCGGUAAGAAACUCUUGGAAAUCGCUUCCACAUACGCUCAUAUGUGA